AUGGGUUCCUUCACAAAGUUCAUGGCAUCUGCUAUUUUCUUCAUAAUUUUAUCAUUUUUUCUUGUUCCUACAAGAACCCAAGAAGAAGGAUUCAUAUCUAUUGUCGUAUCCAGCAAGGGUCUUGAGUUUUCCAAGGACUUGCUAAUAGAGCAGGCUGUUUCCUCUAUAAUCCCCCUUCAACUACCUCAGAUUGAAAAGUCUGUGAAAAUCCCACUUGUUGGCCAAGUUCAUGUUGUUCUAUCCAAUAUCACAAUCUAUAAUGUUGAUAUUGCUUCUUCAUAUGUGGAGACUAGUGACUCAGAUAAUGUGGAUGCCUCCGUUCAGAUAUAUAGAGCAACUUAG
Messenger RNA from Prunus armeniaca (apricot), 342 nucleotides. Lineage: Eukaryota; Viridiplantae; Streptophyta; Magnoliopsida; Rosales; Rosaceae. The record is from the annotation of a GenBank genome assembly.